CGGACCUAUUCUGGAUGUAUGAUAAAGACAAACUGCAGAGGCAACAAGACUGAAGGCAGCCUGAUUUUCUGCCAGCUCUGGAUAGGAGGGGAACAUGACAAAGCAGCUGUGUGGGCAUGGUCUUAGCCAUGAAAUUCUCUUGGAGACUCUGGGAAAGAGGCAGUCUCUCAGUUACAUCUACCUCCUAGGCUUGUUGUGAAGUUCUAUUGUUGGAAACAGAACACAUACUUUCUUUGAGCUCCUGGAAUUAUAAAUGAGUGUGAGUGUCAUAUCCUGAUUGCUUAAAUAUUGGCUACCUUUGACUGCCAUUCUGGCCUGCUCAGCAUUAACUUGCGUUGUUAUCAAGGAAUUCAGCCUUUUUGUCCCACAGCCUAUGCACAGGCUUAUUCCUGAUUCUUCGUUUUCCACUUCCACUUUCUCAAGAAACUGAACUGGAAUUUGUGUGAUUGGAGGUAAGCUCGACCUUUUUGUUUUGACUGUUCUAGCAGCAGCAGCAGCAGCAGCAGCAGCAGCAGCAGCAGCAGCAGCAGCAGCAAGAGUUCAUGCUGGGCUGCAUCCUUGCCCUUGGCAUCUUCCGCCAGAGCACUGGUUGGGAAGGGCUCUGAUUCUGCCCCUCAUGGACUUUGACAAGAAGAAGCGCGUUUGCCUGUUGUGUGCCGCAGAAGCUAAGCAAGCUAAAGAUUUCUAGACGGGGUAGGGAGUUGCUGUUCCUUUGGCUGCACAGUCUGCUCAGGUUAUCUGCAUAAACUCAUCUUCAGAGAAGGCUUUCAGUGGGAGUCCACAAUGUGGUGCUGCGUACUACUCAUCAGUGUGGUUUGGGCUGUGGUCUGGUUCUUCCGUGACCGGCAGACUUUGAGCAACUUCAAAGACAAGUAUAUUUUCAUCACGGGUUGUGACACAGGUUUUGGGAACAUGCUAGCCAAGAAACUUGACAAGAAGGGUUUCCAAGUGCUGGCAGGCUGCCUGACUCAGAAAGGAGCUGAUAGCUUGGAACGCACCAGCUCACCCAACCUGCGCACCAUACUGCUUGAUGUUACCAGCUCCAAGAGCAUCUGCAAAGCAGUGGAAUGGGUGAAAGCUGAAGUGGGUCGAAAAGGACUCUUUGGUCUGGUGAACAAUGCAGGAAUAGGCAGUUCUAUUGGCCCCACAGAAUGGAUGACUGUGGAAGACUACCGCAAAGUCAUGGCUGUUAACACCUUUGGAAUGAUCGAGGUAUCGUUGGCCUUCCUACCAUUGCUCAAGCAAGCACAUGGCCGAGUAGUCAAUAUGUCCAGCGUCUUGGGGCGGCUUUCAGCCAACGGUGGUGGCUACUGCAUUUCCAAAUAUACAGUGGAGGCCUUCUCUGACAGCCUCAGAAGGGAUAUGUAUCAUUUUGGGGUAAAAGUCUCCAUUGUGGAGCCAGGCUUUUUCAAAACAGCCAUGACUGAUCUUGGAUCGAUAGAGGCCUCUUUGCGGCAACACUGGGACCGAAUGAGCCUUGAAGCCCAGCGGAGUUAUGGUGAUCAGUUCUUUCACAGUUACCUGAAAGUCCAGAAGUUCAUCAUGAACAUCAUCUGUGAUUCUGAUCUCAGCAAAGUGACAAACUGCAUGGAGCACGCCCUUCAAGCCAAGCACCCUCGCUCUCGUUACAGUGCAGGUUGGGAUGCUAAAUUUCUGUGGCUGCCAGUUUCUUAUCUACCUGCUUUCUUGGUGGAUAUUUUCCUAUCUAUGAUCUUACCAAAGCCAGCUCAGCGGGUGCGCUGAAAGCUUCUUCCUUAUGACCAAGCUUGAGGCUUUAGUGUUGAAAGAUCGUACUUCUGAGGAUUAGGAAGAAAUAAAAGAAUUAGAGAAAGCUGUUGCCUUGCCAGC
Messenger RNA from Python bivittatus (Burmese python), 1848 nucleotides. RefSeq names its product retinol dehydrogenase 5 (gene RDH5). Gene Ontology annotation, cellular component: intracellular membrane-bounded organelle. The record is from RefSeq and is a predicted model, not a curated record. Lineage: Eukaryota; Metazoa; Chordata; Lepidosauria; Squamata; Pythonidae. Gene Ontology annotation, molecular function: all-trans-retinol dehydrogenase (NAD+) activity. Gene Ontology annotation, biological process: retinoid metabolic process; steroid metabolic process.